This is a messenger RNA of Cercospora beticola, 2650 nucleotides long. NCBI's taxonomy places the organism in Eukaryota, Fungi, Ascomycota, Dothideomycetes, Mycosphaerellales, Mycosphaerellaceae. The record is from RefSeq and is a predicted model, not a curated record.
CUCACCUUCGCCAGAGCUGCGACACUUCAAUGACACAUUCGUCGCCACCUCGAGGCGCCUGGUCCAUCGCUUGUUAUCAAUCUGCACCAUCGCUCGACAUUGUUGUCACCUUCAACUAACACCGCCCCUCGACAAGUGCGACAGGCCACCACCGCCACCAACCCAUCACCCGCCCGCGUGCAGCGCUUAGCACGCCGACCAUUGCCAGUUAAUGUCCACACUUACUACCGAGACCAAAUCGCUUUGGGAUUUGAGUGAUGUUAUCGAGUUUCACAAUGCGGCACUGAGCCAUGCGGACUCCACUGCAGCCAUUUCGCACAAGGAGAGCGACAGUAACCCGCGAGGUAGCAAUGAUGGCGAGCUUGACGAGAGCAAUGGAGGCGUCAGUCUGGGAAGCUUCGACAAGAUCUGGCAGUUUCUAGGCACUCCAGUGCCAACCAAGGACGAAUCGCCUCGAAUCGAUCUCCAAACACGAUCCAUCAAGCCAGCUCGGAAGCUGGACUACACCUCGGAUGGCGCAGCCUACACACUGUCUCGUCCCAAGCCCAUCCAGCGGCACCCUUCAUUCACCGACGGUACCGACGGCGAGGAUAUUUGGGCUAUCAGUUCAAAGGCCACUGAUGCAACACCUUUGACCAAGACGCAGAAGAAGCGCAUGCGUAGAAAAGAGAGGCGGGAGCAAGAGAUCGCUCAGGCGCGUCUCAAUGGCGGCAGAGCUGAUGCAAUAUCUGAAUCAGAAGCAGAGACCGCGGGGAGGAAGACACCUGCGCGCAAGGCAUCAGCACAUGUCAUGAAAGAGAAGAACAAGGAACAGACAGCGUCGCAGGUAACAAAUAAGCCGGGGAGCAGUCAGAACGCUACAGUGGUAUCGAAGGUGCCUGCGGCGCCUAACCGAGCGAAGACUCCCGUGCCUGAGAAAGCAAAGACGGCCAAAGUGCCUCCACUGCCCGGAAAGGACAACUCCACGGACCAAGCUGUCAACGCUGUCGCUGCAGCAAUGGCUGCUAUCAGCACCAAGCCUCCGCAACAGCAGCCUUCGACUCCAAAGCAGACCUUCAGACAGCUGGUCGCUCAAUCUCAACCAGUACGCAAAACACAAAUUCAACAACCGCAAGCUGUAGGCAAACUUCACCUGGUUCCUGCAUCUGUUGGUGUACAGCCAAAGCUUGCCUCACAGAAUAAUGCAACGCUCGGCAUCAAUCCUACUCCUGUUGCUAUGAGCAUGCACGUUCCCACAGCGCCUGCCAGUGCCAAAAAGGCGCGGCCACAGCCAGUCAUUGAACCGAAAAUCAUCCGAUCUGGUGAAGACCGACACUGGGCUCUGCUUAUGAAGCUAAUCAGUGAGUUCGGUCAGGACCGGAAGCACUUGGUGGCGCCGAUGAAUCUAGCCAGCCAUAACAACGACCCCAAAGGCAUCCACGUCUUCGUGGACGCUUCCAACAUAUGCAUUGGAUUCAUGGACAUGUUAAAGUCCACGAGAGGCAUCCAUCCAAUGGCACAUCUCCCGCAGGCCAAUCUUUCUUUCGACGGCCUCGCUCUGUUAAUGGAACGUCGACGUCCAGUUGCCAAGCGUGUUCUCGCCGGUUCCUAUCCAUGGCUACCGGCAUUCGACAAAGCAAAAGCAAUCGGUUAUGAAAUGAACAUGUUCGAAAAAGUGUACAAAGCUCGCGAGCUCACCGAUCGUCAGCUCUACUUCCAACAGCAGGAUGCCCGUCGCUAUAGUAAGAGCGGGAAAAAGCCUGCUGUGCACCCAGGUGCUACAAUCAUCAAGUCGGGCACAUCUCCUCCUGUGUACUCAGUCCUCGGAAACGGCAUUGGCAGCGGAAGCGGCAGUGGCACGGAAACGUCUACUGCGCCGCAAUACGCGCCUGCCAAGAUGAUUGAACAAGGUGUCGAUGAGAUCCUCCACUUGAAGAUGAUGGAGAGUAUUGUUGACUACGAAGUUCCAAGCACUAUGGUGCUUGCAACUGGUGAUGCCGCGCAGGCAGAGUACAGCCAAGGUUUCAUGGCUAUGGCUGAAAGAGCAUUGAAGAAAGGGUGGACUGUUGAAUUGAUCUCUUGGAGUAAGAACAUAAGUAAAGCUUAUGUCAAGAGCAAUUGGGAGGGAGCCUGGAAUGGACGAUUCAAGAUCAUCUAUUUGGACGACUUCGCCGAAGAACUCCUUGAUAUGUAAAGGACGUAUCGGGAGGAAAAGGUGUGUUUCUUUCGGCUUCUCGAAGACACACUGGCACUGGGUGCCGUGGUGGUAUGCUAAGCCCUUGGACAUUACUGUAGAGCGGAGAAGUUGCAUGGGCUACGAGAUGUGUAUAUCUUGACCAUCUUUGUCUCUCGCUGAACCGAAAUAUCACACCGCAUCUUUGCACUCCUCGCUGAUUGCCAUCCGUCGCCCUUUUAUGUUCCUGUGCUGAGUGGAUAUCUUCCCAAAACUUCAAUACCGUCUGCAAAGUCUGAAUCGCCCCACCGACCAACGCCAUCUUGAGCCCCUCACCCCUUACUUUCGCCUCCUCGAAACGUAGUCUCUCUACCCGCAUCGCGCUGAGCAAAUCGUGCACCGUUACCCCUCCGGCCCGCUGGACUUUAAUGGCACCGAGGCAAAACUGUUUGCCGCAAAGGUACUCCGUGCCUGGCGAAGAUUGAAGAGGCUCGAAGU